Nycticebus coucang (slow loris) is the source of this 3174-nucleotide messenger RNA. RefSeq names its product zinc finger protein OZF-like. Gene Ontology annotation, cellular component: nucleus. The transcript has 3 exons. Gene Ontology annotation, biological process: regulation of transcription by RNA polymerase II. Lineage: Eukaryota; Metazoa; Chordata; Mammalia; Primates; Lorisidae. The record is from RefSeq and is a predicted model, not a curated record. Bases 39 to 1343 code for a protein of 434 amino acids. Gene Ontology annotation, molecular function: DNA-binding transcription factor activity, RNA polymerase II-specific; RNA polymerase II transcription regulatory region sequence-specific DNA binding.
ACCAAGUCUCAGAGUAUCAGUCCCUGAAGUCAAGUCUAAUGUUGAAGCAAGGAGAACCAUGGAUGGAGGAGAGAGGAAUCUCAAGUUGGCCCUAUCCAGACUGUGAAAUUAGACCCCAAAUUAAAGAAUUAACUCCACAAAAGAGUCUUUCUGAAGAGAUACUCUGUAACAUAGUAGACUCAAUUUUUAAAAACUUGAAACUUGAAGAUGGACUAAAUCAUCAGGAAAACCAAGAGAAGCUUGUGAACCAAGUUGUACUUCACAGUAAGUCACUGACUGAGGAAAUAGAUUGUGAAUAUAAUGUCCUGGAGAAAGUAGUCCCUGUGAACAGAGCAGUUAAUGAACAUAUCAGUACCUUUGUGCAGACGUCACACCUUUUUGCACAACCUACACUUCUUACCAGCAAGAAACCAUAUAAAUGUAUACUGUGUGGGAAAGCCUUUAGUGGAAAGUCAGGACUCAUUGUGCAUCAGAGAAUUCAUACUGGGGAGAAACCAUACAAAUGUAAUGAAUGUGAAAAAGCCUUUAUUCAGAAGCCACAACUUACUGUACAUCAGAAAACACAUACAGGAGAGAAACCCCAUGAAUGUAGUCAUUGUGGGAAAGCCUUUAUCCAGAAGCCAAGCCUCAUUAUUCAUCAGAGGAUUCACACAGGGGAGAAACCCUAUGAAUGCAAUGAAUAUGGGAAAGCUUUCGUCAAGAAGUCAACUCUUAGCGUGCAUCAAAGAGCUCAUACUGGGGAGAAACCAUAUGAAUGCAGUGAAUGUGGGAAAGCCUUCGUUUUGCAUUCUCAGCUCAUUGUACAUCAGAGAAUACAUACUGGGGAGAAACCCUAUGGAUGUAAUGAGUGUGGAAAAACCUUUCACUGGAAGUCAGAACUAAGUGUUCAUCACAGAAUUCAUACUGGGGAGAAACCUUUUGAAUGUAAUGAAUGUAAAAAAUCCUUUAUUCAGAAAUCAGAUCUCAUUGUACAUCAGAGAAUUCACACUGGGGACAAACGAUAUCAAUGUAGUGAAUGUGGGAAAGCCUUCACUCGGAGUUCACACUUCAUUGAACAUCAGAGAAUUCAUACUGGGGAAAAACCCCAUGAAUGCAGUGAAUGCAGAAAAGCUUUCAUCCAGAAGUCACAACUUAUUGUGCAUCAGAGAAUACAUACUGGGAACAAGCCAUAUGAAUGCAGUACAUGUGGAAAAGCCUUUAGCAAGAAGUCACACCUCACAAUACAUCAUAGAAUACAUACUGGAGAAAAACCCUAUGAAUGCAAUGAUUGUAGAAGAGCCUUCAGCAAAAAAUCUACUCUCAUAGUUCAUCGAAGAAUUCAUGUUGAACAGAAAUUCUUUUAGUGGAAUGAGAAAACCUUGAGUCAAUGAUCAAAACUUUAAUACACAUCAUAGAAUUUAUAGCUAGAAACCCUAUGAAGGAUCUAAACAUGGGAUGCCUUUAACAAUAGCUCCAGAACUAGCAAGCACUAGAAAAUUUGUACUGAGAAACAACAAUACAAAUUUAAUGAAUUUGAAAAGUUAUGUUUAAAAAAAAAACUACAUUGAAUAUCUUGGUUCAGACUUAACACUGAAAGCUUUCUUUAAAGUAUGUUAGAAAAAAUCUAAAUUACAUCAUUGAUUAUUAUGAAAUACUUUUUUUUUUUUAUACAGAGUCUCACUAUGUCACCCUCAGUAGAGUGCAGUGGGAUGACAGCUCACAGCAACCUCAAACUCUUGGGCUUAAGCAAUUCUCCUGGGCUUGGCGCCUGUGGCUCAAGCAGCUAAGGUGCCAACCACAUACACCUGAGCUGGCCAGUUCGCAUCCAGCCCAGGCCUACCAAACAAUAAUGAUGGCUGCAACCAAAAAAUAGUCCCAGCUACUUGGGAGGUGGAGGCAGGAAAAUUGCUUGAGCCCAGGAGUUGGAGGUUGCUGUGAGCUGUGAUGCCAUGGCACUCUACCCAGGGCAACAGCUUGAGGCUCUGUCUCAAAAAAAAAGAAAAGAAAAAGCAUUUCUCCUGCCCCUCAGCCUCCCAAGUAGCUGGGACUACAGUUGCCCACCACAAUGCCUGGCUAUGAAAUACAUUUUUUAAAAUAAGUAAAUCAAGAAAUUUGAACAAAGUGACAAACACAUAAGUGCUCUUUCUGCAAGUGAUGUAGAAAUGAAUGGCAUGCAACCCAAAUAAUCUGUUCGUCAAAGGUGAAUAUGGACAUUCAUACUACGUUUGCACACUAAAUGACACCAUGUUCCCACAUUGUAAAACAAAAUGUAAAUGGUAAUAGACUGAAAAAGCAAUAUAGUUUGUUAUUUAACAGGAAUACAUACAUAUAUGUAUAUAUAUUUGUAAGUCAGUGGUAGACUUUAAGAAAAUAUACGUAUAAUUUAAAGAAUACAGAGGUAAGAAAGACCCAGAAUAAUACGAGGUUAAAAAAGGGCAGUGAAGUGGCAAUAGAUAGUAUUGGCAUACUCCACACUUGAAACAAAAUAGUUCUGCACAAGGAACUCCUUUUUAUAUUCCUUUUACUUUGCAAAUCAGUAUGGUAUUUAGACAAGUACUGUUAACAUAGUUGUGUUCUUUGUAUCUGUAUGAUGAACAAAAUUAGGGUUUGCUAAAGCUACUCUUGUUUGGAGGUUUCUACCACAGGCAUUCUGUUAAACCAUUUAGCAUAUGCAUCUUAUUCACUAAAUCUGUAGUCAAUGAGGUAAAGCAAAUCUGUGAGACUGGCCUUAUCUCCAUUUUAUAAAUGAGGCAAGUGGAGCUCAGAAAGGAUCCCUGCUCCCAGCUAUUGCUGUAUGUGGCUAGUCAGUGGAAUGUUGAGAUUCUGAUUAAGUCCUUAACCCACACAGUAUUCUGUCCCACUGAGAACAUGGAUAAGGGCCAUGUCACUUAAGCUCCAGACAGAACUCAAUUGAAUAAGACCAAGCAUUGUGGUAUUCUGUAUCUCCCUGCAAUAUGUUGAAUAAAUGAAGAAACAUGCAUUUUAAAGGGCUAUGAUUAGAUUCAGAAUUCUAAUAUGGAGGAGCUGCUAGAGACAUUUUCUUCAGGGAUAUCUGUUUUGUUGCCCUAUAAAUUUCCUUGUGACCAGCCUGAAUAUUAGCAAUUACACUAUUGGGGGUGGAGCAUGAUGGCGGAGCAUGAGGACAGACGUGUAGCCCACCUCUCCCAAGCCACCAGGUGAGAGGAAAGGUGGUCU